Messenger RNA from Peromyscus eremicus (cactus mouse), 527 nucleotides. It is a transcript of the gene Lamtor2, whose product is annotated as late endosomal/lysosomal adaptor, MAPK and MTOR activator 2. The record is from RefSeq and is a predicted model, not a curated record. Bases 18 to 395 code for a protein of 125 amino acids. The transcript is spliced from 4 exons. Gene Ontology annotation, cellular component: Ragulator complex. Gene Ontology annotation, molecular function: molecular adaptor activity; guanyl-nucleotide exchange factor activity. Gene Ontology annotation, biological process: positive regulation of TOR signaling; cellular response to amino acid stimulus. Lineage: Eukaryota; Metazoa; Chordata; Mammalia; Rodentia; Cricetidae.
GGUUGGGAGACGCAGGCAUGCUGCGUCCCAAGGCUUUGACGCAGGUGCUAAGCCAAGCCAACACCGGAGGAGUCCAAAGCACCCUGCUGCUGAAUAACGAGGGAUCGUUGCUGGCCUACUCCGGUUAUGGGGACACAGAUGCCCGGGUCACCGCGGCCAUCGCCAGUAACAUCUGGGCCGCGUACGACCGGAACGGGAACCAAGCAUUUAAUGAAGACAAUCUCAAAUUUAUCCUCAUGGACUGCAUGGAGGGACGUGUAGCCAUUACUCGGGUGGCCAACCUCCUGUUAUGUAUGUAUGCCAAGGAGACUGUAGGCUUCGGAAUGCUCAAGGCCAAAGCCCAGGCUUUGGUGCAGUACCUGGAGGAGCCCCUCACCCAAGUAGCAGCAUCAUAGUAAUGUGAUGGACGCUGGAGUCAGAAGGGAUGGAGGUUGGGAGGAGCAGGGCCCUGGAAACACCUACUGGACUGGUUACAGGAAAGUGGGACUUUGGCUUUUUUCCAAAUAAAUUUCAACUCUUGCCUUGUG